GUAGCUUUACCCUAGCUACCUUAUUAAUUAUAAAUAGACAGAGAGGUGGAAGAGCAAAUAAGCCAUUCACAUAUCUUACAUACAGGCAAGGCAAAGGCAAGAUGAGUGAAGAGCCAAAGGGAAAGGUGAUAACCAUCCUGGCCAUCGACGGCGGCGGCGUGAGGGGAAUCAUCCCCGCCACCAUCCUCCACUCCCUCGAAUCUCACCUCCAAGAACUCGAGGGACCCAACGCCAGGAUCGCCGACUACUUCGACAUCGUGGCCGGGACCAGCACCGGUAGCCUCAUCGCCGCCAUGCUCACCGCCCCCGGUGACGACGGCCGCCCCUGCUUCACCGCGUCGGAGAUCCCUCCCUUCUACAAGAAGGAGUCUCCCCAUAUCUUCAAGAAACCGGCCAUUCCCCCAUUCCCCAUGCUGGCCACAACUACUACUCCGGCUGCGGGCGGCGGCGGCGGCCUUGCGCAGCAGCUGCCUGAGUUCUCCGAAGCAGAUAUCCCUCCUUUUUACAAGCAACAGCCUAACCCUGCCGCCCUACUCCAAGGAAUGCCGCCUGAUCAAGUCCAACUGUAUAGUAUGUCUGAUUUGUGGGAUUGGUUCAAGAGAUUGGGCUCUGCAGCGAAGUGGGUGAUUGAUUUCGUGGUGCAAAUGGGGUUCCGCCCCGUGUACGACGGGGCUUACCUGCACGACAAGAUCAAAAGCAUCCUUAGAGACACUAAGCUCAACCACACGCUCACCAACAUCGUCAUCCCUGCCUACGACGUUCACCGUUUGAAAACCGUCGUCUUUUCCUCUCUCCAGGCAAGAAGGGACGCGUCGAAGAAUCCGAAACUCUCAGAUGUGUGCAUUUCGUCUUCUGCAGCCCCUAUUUUCUUCCCUCCCCAUAGCUUCAAGCUGCAAUCCUCUCAAGGGAUUGAAGAGUUCAACCUCGUCGACGGAGGCGUCGCAGCCAACAAUCCUGUGUUGCUGGCAAUUCGAGAAGCGGUGAGGGCAUAUAAAGUGCCCUUGAAGCCGGAGAGCUUCAUGAUCCUGUCGCUGGGGACAGGAUCAUGCAGAGGGGAUGACAUGGACAGGAUCGGGGAUCCGAGCAGCUGGGGGGCGAUGAAGUGGCUGCUGAUCCCGCAGGGGACGCCGCGCAUCACGGACGUGUUCAUGGGGGCGAGCGACGAGAUGGUGGACGUGUACACGGACAUGGUCCUCCAGGGCGCGGCUUGCCCGGACAACUACCUGAGGAUCCAGUACGAGGGCAUGAAGUACGACGAGUGUCUCGUGGACGACUCCACCGGGGACUACCUUGACAAACUGCAAGGGUUCGCCAAUGAGAUGCUCGGCGACCCCGUUUCGGGUCCCUCCGCAAAAGCUCUCAGCAAUGACGAGGCUCUCGCUGUGUUUGCGCGUAACUUGGUCGGUAACAAGAAGAAGAAGUAGUAGUACGUCGUCAAAUGUUGUGUGGGAACGAGUUUGAUUUGAUUGUAAGGGUUCCACAUCUGGAUCAAUCAGAUCUACCUACCCUACCCACGUCCUACUUAUAUGUGUGUUCGAUCAAUAAAUAAUGUAUUUUGGAGUGUUUUCAAAUAAUUGACUUUUCGUGAGGCCAUGCAUGCAUGGACUCUGCAUGCAUGCACAUGGCAACCACAUGCAUUAUUAGUGUGUACCUACUACGUACUAGUCAAUAUAUGAAUAAUGUUAUUAUGUACUGGAUUGUUGGUGAUCUUUAAUCUGUGUACUAGCUCGAAAUAAAUCAAAGUCGGCAUCUUGUGUUAAUUAAUGCAUGUGUUCCUU
Messenger RNA from Cuscuta campestris, 1778 nucleotides. The record is from the annotation of a GenBank genome assembly. NCBI's taxonomy places the organism in Eukaryota, Viridiplantae, Streptophyta, Magnoliopsida, Solanales, Convolvulaceae.